AUGACUAUGACCAGCACUACAAAUAUGAAUGAACUAUCAACUCCACCACCAGAAAUUGACCAAGAAGCCAUGAGAAAGCAGUUUGAGAACAUGUCCAGCAACGAAAUGUCUCGACAUUUUGCAGAGAGCUACAAACAACUUUCCGAAAUACUUGGCAAUCGCAUCAGCCUCUCCGACAACUCAAGCACUUCAACAGCUACCAAUGACGCUGAUUUCAUGGAACAGGACCAAGCUCAAAUCUCUGAACGCACUGACUUGACGUUGGAGGAGAAGAAGCACAUGCUGAACAAACUGUUUCUCAAGUCAGUUUCCAGCGGAAAUGUGGAGAAAGUGAAUGAAUUUUUGAAGAAUCCAUUGAUCGACAUUGAUGGCAAAGAUGAGGAUAAUACAACCGCUUUAAUUUACGCUGCAUGUUUUGGAAAAUUUGAAAUUGCCCAAGCUUUAUUGUUGGCAGGAGCAAAACUGGAUAACCAAGACUCACAUGGUUGGACUGCAUUGAUGUGGGCUACUACCAACAAUCAUGAAAGUUUGGUUAAACUCUUGCUUGAGAACGGUGCUUCAGCUCAAACCAAGUCAGCCAAAGGAAGAACUGUCUUUGAUUUCGUCAAGAAUGAUUCACAAAAGAUUGCAGACAUUCUGUACAAUCCUCGCGAUAGUAUUUCAUCUACAUCCAGCAUCAUGGGUUACAAUGCAGACAACAGAAGCUCAACUUCAUCGAACGCUGGUGAUUGUGAUCGCUACUACCAAUACUCCACUGAAGAAAACUAUGAAAACUUUCUCUCUCAUGAUAACGAAUGCAGACCCAAGCUGAUCGAAGAGUUUUUGAAUUAUGACAAGGACAACGAUGAUGCUGACGAGGAGGACGGGGAGCAGCAUGGUCCAUACGGUGACGACGACGGCGAUGAUGAUGAGGAGGACGAGGAUGAGGAGCAAGACAAAGAAAUAGAAUUCAACUGGGACAGAUGUAUGCCUGAUCAGAUGUUUGUGUUCGCUGCAGAUGAUCUCCCUUACAUUCUUGAUACAGUAAUCACAAAGCUUACUCUGCCUGUACGCAAUGUGCAGGAAAUUUUCUUACCUGCCAACGUCGUCUUUUUGAGUGCUCGAUUUGCCCAUUACUUUUCCAGCUCUGAAUUAGCAGAGGAUGUGAUGGAAGGUGCUUUGCAUCGAAUCAGUAACAAUAUCAAGAACAACACACAAAAUGUGCAUAUCUUGUCUUAUUGGAUGACCAACAUUACUCGCCUCUUGUACUACCUCAAGAAGGACGCAGAGCUCGUUGUGGCCACAGCAGAAUACCAGCUUCGAUUAUCUGAACUUGUGUCCGAAACCUACAACUACAUGGUCAACGACAUUGGCAAGCGCAUUGCUCAAAUCUUGGAACCAGCCAUGUUGGAACAUGAUCCCAUCUCUGGCUUCGAGGAUGUCAAUUUCGUAGACGACUGGCAGCGGUUUUUCAGACGCAGCACGAGCAGCAGAAAGUCAGAAGACGGCUCGCAGAUGCAACGCAGUAACACCAACUCAUCGACAAUGACAGCAGCUACGACUGCCACGAAUGAACUGCCCACCCGAGUCAUCUCUCCUAAAACCAUCACUCAACUAUUCUCUUCGACAUUUUAUGUGCUCCAAUCCUACGAGGUGCAUUCCACCAUCAUCAUUCAAGCACUCGCUCAGUUUUUCCACUUUUUGUCGUGCGAAUUGUUCAACCACAUCUUGUCCAAGAAGAAGUACCUGUGUCGCUCCAAAGCAGUGCAAGUGCGCAUGAACCUGUCUGCACUUGAAGAAUGGAUCCGUCAUAACCAUUUGCCCCCCAGUUUGAUCUCCUAUUUGAACCCUUCUAUUCAACUCGUUCAGUUACUGCAAUGUGUAUCCCAAUUGGACACACCAGCAAGUUUCCAAUCCACCGUCAAAAUGUUUGACACCAUCAACCCACUUCAAAUCAAGCGCUGUGUCAUGAACUAUCGCUAUGAAACGAAUGAACAGCGAAUCCCCGAAGAAAUCGAAAAGCUGGUCAAUUCAACCGUCGACGAGACCAUCCGGUUGAAGCAAGCCAGACAAUCAAGAUCCUUUGAAAGAAGACGCAAGAGCAUCCCUGUCAGUCAACAACUCAGAAGAUCUCUGUCAAACUGUGGAAGUGAGAUUAUGGGAAGCAUCUUUAACAUGGUUGAAGAAAAGCCUGCUGUCAAUGCCGCAGAGGAAAAGAAGCAGCAAGAGCAAGAUGACAAGAAGCACAACAGCGAAGAAGAAGAAGAAUACAAGGAGGAAAUCAAUGAAACGAAGGAUUCUAGAUUCAUGCUGCCCUUCUUUGUUCCUACAACAGCUCAACUAUCACAUGCAGGUGGAUGGUCUCAGAAGGAACGCAUCUUGCUGGUUCCUGUCAUUCCAGAAGACUGGAUGGAUAAAUUGGACCACAGUGACAAAACCUCCUCAUCCUAA
Molecule: messenger RNA, 2430 nt
Organism: Mucor velutinosus
Lineage: Eukaryota; Fungi; Mucoromycota; Mucoromycetes; Mucorales; Mucoraceae
Gene: NDH51
Product: NADH dehydrogenase [ubiquinone] flavoprotein 1, mitochondrial
Exons: 3
Coding region: 1-2430 (809 amino acids)
Molecular function (GO): GTPase binding
Source: RefSeq, a predicted model, not a curated record